GGUAGGAGGAGAGAAAUCUGGAAAGAGAUAAAGGGAGUCCACAGAGGGGAAAAAGACUGAUGAGGUCGUGCCAGUUACAGUAGAGAGGAAAGAGAGCAGAGCUGAAUCCUCCCUGUAAUUGAGCCGCUGCUUCUCCGACUGAUCCAACGCAGAUGAUGUCUUCAGAGCACCUGGCCUGUGGUUGGCUGCAGAAGCUGCUCGUCGUGCUUGUGAAGCUUUGUUUCGCGUUUGCUGGGCCUCAGCGACCCCUCAACGGGACGGGCUGCACGGCCAGGGGUCCUGCUUCCUACAUCUUGGUCUUUACAGGUCACUGGAACCCGCAGUCUUUUCCAAAGCAGUAUCCCCUGUUCCGUCCCCCAGCACAGUGGUCCAAACUAGUAGCGGUGAGCCACAAUCACCACUUUAGGCUCUGGGAGGAGGGCUUCCCAGCCAGUCCAGGAGUGCAGAGCUUCGCUGAAGUUGGGGUGACGGUUGAGCUGAUGAAAGCAGCCAAGGAGGCCAGGAAGAAGCGCGCUGCGGGAGCCAUGCACCGGACUGCUGGCAUUCCCAACGGGAUUGGUCACAGCUCCACGGAGAUGCUCAUGGUGCCUCGCAACCCACUGCUAUCUUUGAUGGUGAAGAUUAUCCCCAGCCCAGACUGGUUUGUUGGGUUAGACAGCCUGAAUCUUUGUGAGGGGAACCAGUGGAAACAGGAAGUGACUGUUGACCUCCAUCCUUUUGAUGCAGGGACGGACAGCGGAUUCACUUUUUCCUCUCCCAACUUUCCAACUAGCCCCCCAGAAAACAUUACGCAGAUCACGUCACAAAUGCCAAACCAUCCGGCCAACUCCUUCUACUACCCUCGACUAAAGGAGCUUCCACCUAUUGCCAGCAUAAGGAUUACCCGGCAGCGUCGAUCACUUGACCGCCAGACUUCCAUCUCUAACCACAUUCUGCCAAAUUCCAUCAGUCCUCAGCGCUUCUCAGCAACACCUUUGGACUGUGAAGUUUCUCUCUGGUCAUCUUGGGGUCUCUGUCUCGGUCCCUGCUCCAGAGGCGGAGUCCGUCACCGCACACGUUACAUCCUUCUGCGGCCAGCGAACGCUGGCAGCCCCUGCCCUGAGCUGGAGGAGCAGGCUGAAUGCGUGCCCCACAGCUGUAUGAAGAAACGCCAGUAACUGUCAGAGCAAGAGCAUAAAACACUUGGACUUCAUGCUAUCACUGCUGGACGGGGAAAAACGUUUUAUCAUGUUGAGGAUUUUUUUUUAAGGUGAAACAAUAAGAACUCUGUAUUGCCUGUGUAUUGCCACUAAAAUACAUUUCUGUAUAUAAGCAGAACUAACAAACGAAAUGGAGUCUUUUGGAAAAGCAGAUGGAUGAAUAUCAAACAGUUGAAAUGUUAAUCAGUCUAACUUGAUUUUUACAAUUGUUGCACAAAUUUCACCCAAAGUUGAGCCAUUUUAUAAAAUGUAAAUAAAACCUUCAUGCUGCCACUUGUAAAUCACCUCCAACAAAUACACAUUUUUAAAAAUCAAAUACAUGUGGCUUAAUUUGUUUUGAAACAAAACUCUGUUUUAAAUUUUGUGAAAUAAAUGCUUUAAAAAAAACAAUUUUGCAAAUACUUCUAAAGUUUUCGCUCACUAAAUCAGAUAAUUAGCAGAUGUUAUACAAUCAGGGUUUCCUGGUGAACUUCUGACCUAUGCUGACACUUUCAUUUCUCAAUAAAAAAGCUAAUUUAAGAACAGACAGCCUAGCAACAUUGAACAAAAAUGUUUUUUGCAAUUCUUUCCACUGUUAGUGGUUAUUAUUUAUUUAUAUUAGGAUAAGAGGUGAUGUCAUAAGGGACAAAAAUCAACAUAAAACAAGAUUUGCCUGUUUGUUUAAAAAUUAGAGUUAUGUGAUUAUGGAGUUAACAUUUUAAAACUGGCUUUAGCAUUUAAUAUUAACCAUUAGCAUGGUAAGUUUUUUUUUUUUUUACUGAUAAUCACCAGAAUUUUGUGUUUAUUUCAUAAAAAAUGUAGAGCCAGUCAUGCAGGUGGCGCAGUGGUCAGCUCGCAUGACCCUUAUACAGAGGUCUUAGUCCUCGAUGUGGGCGACAUGGGUUUGAAUCUGGCCUGUGGUCCUUUCCUGCAUGUCUCUCCCCCUUUCCUGUCAGCCUAGAGCAUUAUAUUACUUCUUCCCAAAUUUUUCCAAAUGCCUCAUAAGUCCAAACAAAGUCUCAAUACUCAGAAAGAUAAAACAGGAGAAAAUUACCGUACUAAGUAUUUAAUUUCCCCUCUGAAUCAAGAUCAUUUUGAAUUGAAUUUAGUCUUCGUCUUAUCACCUGAAGCCGUUGCCCUCUUUCUCUUGCAGCAUGAAUGGACCAAAGAUAUAACUCUCUUUCAAUCACUAACAGCAUCUGCACCAAUAUGGCUUUUGUAAUUGUUUUUCUCACUGAACAAUGAAAGUCCAGAAUUUGUUUGUCAAUUGGAAGGUCCCUGCUCACAGCUAAUCAAAGCUAAAAUCCCUCUAUUCAGGUAUUUUCCAGUGGUAAGGACGGUCAAUAUUACUGGUUGAACUCUACAGGAUGGAAUAUACUGGACCCAUAAUAAACAGAUAGAAUGCGUCUAAACUGUAAAACUUGGACUAAGCUGUGGUUCUUUUGCAUCCUUUAACAGAAUAAUUGCAAUUAAAAUUGUUUCUAAAUAUUGGUGAUGCUUAUCCCCCAACUUUAGAGAAUUUAGUAAAUAUAUGAGCCUACACAUGGUCCCUGGAGCGAGUUGUGGGUCUGCUGCAGGGCUCUGUUUUUGUUCAUCUUUU
Cyprinodon tularosa is the source of this 2778-nucleotide messenger RNA. It is a transcript of the gene spon2a, whose product is annotated as spondin 2a, extracellular matrix protein. Gene Ontology annotation, biological process: cell adhesion. Bases 153 to 1157 code for a protein of 334 amino acids. The record is from RefSeq and is a predicted model, not a curated record. The transcript has 6 exons. NCBI's taxonomy places the organism in Eukaryota, Metazoa, Chordata, Actinopteri, Cyprinodontiformes, Cyprinodontidae. Gene Ontology annotation, cellular component: extracellular matrix.